AUGGGACGUGGUACGUAAUCCCCCACCACCCAACGCAUCCCGGCACAAAGCUCUCACCUAACUCACCCCCUUCCUCCCCUCAUAGUCAUUCGCAACCAAAGGAAGUCGGGCGGCAUCUUCCGAGCGCACACGCACCACCGUGUCGCGCCGGCCAAGCUCCGCGCCUUGGACUUUGCCGAACGCAAUGGUUACGUUCGCGGUUUGGUCAAGGAGAUCGUGCACGACCCUGGACGGUGAGUUUGCAUUCGUAGAGAGCGUUUGGGAUCGGAGCAGCGCUGUGAGCGGCUUGUGCCUCGGGUCAGUGGGGUCAUGGGGGAGGGAAGAAAAGGACGCUGGAGGGAUAUGCGGAGGAUUCAGAGGCAUGGACGAGGGCGGAGAGAUGAUGCCGAAGAAGAUGAACGAUCAUGGGAUGGUACUUGACGGAUCUGGACGACAGGGCAGGCCAGGUCGCAGCGCGGGGGCAGAUGGGCAUUUCGCAGGCGCACCCAAGACGACAUAACCGACGAGCUGACACCCGAUGCUGCCCCUCUUUCUCUCUCUUGCAGUGGUGCUCCCCUCGCCCGAGUUGUCUUCCGUGAUCCUUACCGCUACAAGAUGCGCACCGAGACCUUCAUCGCCACCGAGGGCCUUUCGACCGGCGCCUUUGUCUACUGCGGCAAGAAGGCCACCCUCAGCGUCGGCAACGUCCUCCCCCUCGCCGCGCUCCCCGAAGGUACAAUCGUCUGCAACGUCGAGGAGCAGCCGGGAGACCGUGGAUCGCUCGCGCGUACUUCGGGCAACUACGCCACCGUGAUCGGCCACGACGCCGAUGCCGGCCGCACGCGCAUCCGUUUGCCCUCGGGCGCGAAGAAGUCCAUUAACGCCCUUGGCCGCGCCACGAUUGGUAUCGUUGCCGGUGGUGGAAGGAUUGACAAGCCGAUGCUCAAGGCCGGCCGAGCUUACCACGCCGCCAAGGCCAAGAAGAACAACUGGCCCAAGACCCGUGGUGUUGCCGUGCGUAUCAUCACUCCCGCGGUCGUGGCUCGUGCGACUCUUUCCCAGACCUGACAUGGAUCUCCCCCUGUCCUCUUCAGAUGAACCCCGUUGAUCACCCUCACGGUGGAGGUGUAAGUUCUCUUGGACUUUGCUCAGCUCUAGACUACCCCCGCCCGGAUACUGAUCUGCAGCCGUCGUCCCCAUUCAACAGAACCACCAACACAUCGGUAAAGCUUCGACGAUCAACCGUCAUGCUGUUUCCGGACAAAAGGUGAGCCAGGACGGGAUACCGGAUCCUUUUAUCAAUACCGAAUUGAACCAACUGAUCCCGUCGCCUUUCGGUGUCUUGUAGGCUGGUCUCAUUGCCGCCCGACGAACUGGUUUGCUCCGAGGUUCCGUCAAGGUCAAGGAAUAA
Microbotryum saponariae is the source of this 1390-nucleotide messenger RNA. The record is from the annotation of a GenBank genome assembly. Lineage: Eukaryota; Fungi; Basidiomycota; Microbotryomycetes; Microbotryales; Microbotryaceae.